GCAAAUCAAAACACGACUCCUUAGCGCUUUUAUCCACAAGUUCACUUUUGGUUUAUUUCACAAUUAUACCCAGGCUUUUUUCCACCGAUAUAUCUACAGUUUAUAUCUCUCAAAUAAACCGCCAAUUGAAUCAAAUCUGAGACCGGUUUGUAUCACUUACACCACGUGUUUUGAUUAAUAAAACAUCACCAGACUAGGGGCCUGUCGCCAGUCAUUAAAGCUCAAAAGACAGGACACAAAAGCAGUCAAAGCCACCGUAACAAGAGCUAUAAAUCAAAAGCCUCCCCCCCCCCUGCUUAGCUAACCGCCAUGUCCGAACCUAAAGGCGAUGUCAUUUCGGACAUCAAGGCAAAGAUCCAGCGUGAGGAACGGCUCAUCGAUGGGUUCAAGCACAUGAAAAAUUCCACCACCAACCCGCAGGUGAUGGAUCGAUGCAUCUCGCAGAUUCGUGAGACGCAACAGAACAUCAACUACCUCCAGGCGACGUUGUCAAAGCUCACGUUGCAGACGGCCGCCACGGAAGCGGCCGAGGAGCCCUUGUACCUGCGUUUGGACCUCGUCAAGUACGAGUGUCCAUCAUUGGGCCACCGCAUCCAGUACAUGUUGCAGCAGUUGGAGUUCAAGUUGCAACGCGAAAAGCAGUAUCGUGAGGGGAAUGAGAAGUUGUCCAGGUUGUACGAGCGCGACGGCGACAAGCGCAUCGUGACGGAGACCGAAGGAGGCAAGCUCGAGAGCGACUUGAAGAUCCAGUUGUUGUCCAAAUCGUUGAAGCGGUACCAAGACAUGUACAUCGACAUCGACGACGUCUCGCGCGACAAUAAGAUCAUGACGGAACACGAGUUCCGCCGGAAGCCGUUGUCUGGGACAUUGAAGAUGGCGAUCCAGUUGGUACGCGACGUCGACCACAUCGCAUCACCACUCUUCUCCAAGAAGCCCGAGACGGCCGUGGUUGUGAAGGUCGACGACGCCCAAAAGGCCAGAACCCGCGGCUCUCGCAGCGGCAAGUGGACCGAGGAAUUCACUAUCGAUAUUGAAAAGGGGAACGAGGUGGAACUCUCCGUGUACGACAAGUCUUCCGAGCAGAAUGUGCCGGUCGCUGUCACAUGGUUCUUGUUGGCGGACUUAGUCGAGGAGCUCCGUAAGAAGAAGGUCAGUCAGGAGUUGGGAAAGACCGGGUGGGUCAGCGCUUCCAAGAUCCAUGAUAGCGACUUGAGCUCCCGUGGCGACGGCUCUGGCUUUAACAUGAACGCUCCCGUGGCAGCCCAUGCUGGUGAACCAACAGAUCCCGGAACUGAUGAACCGGUCACUACAUCCAUGUGGAUUGUGUUGGAGCCAGCGGGGAAGUUGUUGAUCACCGCGAGCUUCACAAAGUCAAAUAUUGUCGGCGGGAACAAGCACGUGAAUGCCAUGGGUGGCUUAGGCCGCCACGGUGCCAUUCGCCAAAAGAAGGAGGAAGUAUUUGAGCAGCACGGACACCAGUUUGUCCAGAAGCAGUUCUACAACAUCAUGUGCUGUGCGCUCUGUGGCGACUUUUUGAGAUACUCCGGGUACCAGUGCCAGGACUGCAAGUUCCUUUGCCACAAGAAGUGUUAUCAGAAGGUGGUUACUAAAUGUAUAUCGAAGUCAAGCAUCGAGCUCGAUCCGGACGAGGCGAAGUUGAACCACCGCAUCCCUCACCGCUUUGAGCCUCUCCUGAACCGUGGGACCAAGUGGUGUUGCCACUGUGGGUACAUCCUUCCGUGGGGCCGCAAGAACAUCCGUAAGUGCUCCGAGUGCGGGGUCAUGUGUCACGCGCUGUGUAUCCAGUUGGUGCCCGAUUUUUGUGGGAUGUCGAUGGAGAUGGCUAACCGAAUCCUCACGACGAUCAAGUCCACGAAGCAUACCGGUCCUAAACUCCCUCAAAAUGCCAUCCAACACCAUCACAACGACUAUCCCGAUCACACCAAGCUUCCUACCCUGGUGACCCAUCAAAAGCUUCCGCCAAUUCCGGUUCCUGCUCAUCAUACCAAGAGGCUCCCACCGGUAUUUGAUAAGGACCUCUUGCCUGAGGUACUGGACAAGGAAGUUCGCUCCGGCGCCGAAUCUUUCGACAGAGCGGAGUCCCACACCUCGUCUCCUGGCGCUGAGGAAGAUGCCAACCAGUCCUUUGAGGAAAAGCAGGAAAGUGUGACUCCUCCGGUUCAGAGCCACAUCUCUCCGAAACGCUUGGCUCCAAGGGUUCCCGAGAUUUUCGAGCCGGUUGAGGACAGAGUCGGUCGCCCGACGGUGGUUGCCCCUGAGAGUAUUCCCCAGAAACCUAAGCGCAAACACCGCCGCAAGGUCGGCAUUGACGACUUCAAGAUGAUUGCGGUGUUAGGUAAGGGUAACUUCGGGAAGGUCAUGUUGGCGCAGUCGAAGCGCACCGCGUACUUGUGUGCCAUCAAGGUGUUGAAGAAGGACGUAAUCAUCGAAACCAGCGAGAUCGAAAGCACCAAGUCUGAGAAGCGGGUGUUCUUGGUUGCCAAUAAGGAGCAGCAUCCGUUCCUCUUGAACCUACACUGCUGUUUCCAGACGGAAAACAGAAUCUACUACGUUAUGGAGUACAUUGCCGGUGGUGACUUGAUGUACCAUGUGCAAAAGGGCAAGUUCACCCCAAGACGGGCACAGUUCUACGCCGCGGAGGUGUUGUUGGCAUUGAAGUACCUUCACGAAAACGGUGUGAUUUACAGAGAUUUGAAGUUGGACAAUAUCAUGUUGACUACGGACGGUCACAUCAAGGUUGCUGACUACGGGUUGUGUAAAGAAAACAUGUGGUACGGUAACACCACCAACACGUUCUGCGGUACACCCGAGUUCAUGGCGCCCGAGUUGGUGACCGAACAGCCGUAUGGCCGAGCCGUGGAUUGGUGGACCUUCGGUGUAUUGUUGUACCAGAUGAUCUUGAACCAGUCGCCGUUCAAGGGUGAUGAUGAGGACGAAAUCUUUAACGCUAUCGUGCACGAUGAGGUAGUGUAUAACGUGAACAUGUCGCGUGAAUCCGUGUUGAUCUUGCAGGCGCUCUUGGAUAAGAACCCUCAAACCCGCCUUGGGGCCGGUACCAGAGACGCCAAAGAGAUCAUGGAAGACCCAUACUUCCGCAACAUCGACUUUGACGAUAUCUUCCACCGUCGUGUGCCACCACCGUUCAUCCCCGAGCUUAGAGGCGGUGUCGAUUUCUCCAACUUUGAUAGAGAGUUCACCGACGAGACGCCAUGCUUGACCCCGGUGGACACGACCCUUACCUCAGCCAUGCAAGAGCAGUUCCGUGGAUUCUCCCACAUCUCUGACGACAUGAUCUAACUUGAUUUUGCUUUUUACUUUCUAUAUAUUCCUUACUCUUGUUUUUUACGCCUUUAAUUAUAUCCUUGUUUUAA
Molecule: messenger RNA, 3392 nt
Organism: Babjeviella inositovora NRRL Y-12698
Lineage: Eukaryota; Fungi; Ascomycota; Pichiomycetes; Serinales
Gene: PKC1
Product: protein kinase C
Exons: 1
Coding region: 310-3318 (1002 amino acids)
Biological process (GO): fungal-type cell wall biogenesis; protein phosphorylation; signal transduction
Molecular function (GO): ATP binding; diacylglycerol-dependent serine/threonine kinase activity
Source: RefSeq, a predicted model, not a curated record